Messenger RNA from Phaeoacremonium minimum UCRPA7, 285 nucleotides. Its product is annotated as putative mitochondrial import inner membrane translocase subunit tim10 protein. Gene Ontology annotation, cellular component: mitochondrial inner membrane. The record is from RefSeq and is a predicted model, not a curated record. The coding region runs from base 1 to 285 and encodes 94 amino acids. Lineage: Eukaryota; Fungi; Ascomycota; Sordariomycetes; Togniniales; Togniniaceae. Gene Ontology annotation, biological process: protein insertion into mitochondrial inner membrane. The transcript is spliced from 2 exons.
AUGUCUUUCUUCGGUAUUGGUCGCCCCCAGCCCUCCUCGGCAGAAAAGAUUGCCGCCGUCGAGACGGAGAUGAAGUUCCUGGCUGAUCUACACAACCGCCUCAACAAGGCGUGCCAGGCCAAGUGCAUCCCGGGCGACUACAGGGAAGGCGAGCUGAACAAGGGCGAAAGCGUGUGCCUCGACCGCUGCACCGCAAAGUUCAUGGACGUUCAAAUGAAGGUCUCCGACAUCCUACAAGGCGAGCAGCAGAAACAAGCGGGCGGCGCCCGCGGCUUCGGCAUGUAA